AUGUUGGAACUUACAGAUGUUUCUUCGGACGCAACAGCUACCCCAACUGGCUCACCACAAGUCGUUACAGUUCCUAACUCUACUUCUCCUUUUGCAUUUCCUCGUGGUAUUCCAGCAAAUGCUCUAGCAUUUCCUGUAUAUCCUGCUGUACCGGCUCCUCCACCAGCCCCUUUACCCCCUCCACCAGCUCCUGUACCUCCUCCACCAGCCCCUGUACCCCCUCCACCUGCUCCUGUACCCCCUCCACCAGCUCCUGCACCCCCUCCACCAGCCCCUGUACCUCCUGCACCAGCUCCCGUACCUCGCGCACCAGCUCCUGCACCUCCCGCACCAGCUCCUGUGCCUCCGGCACCGGCUCCUGUACCUCCCGCACCCGUGUCUACGCCUCCCGCGCCAGCUCCUGUACCUCCUGCACCGGCUCCUCCCAAUAGUUCAGUUCCAUCUUCGGGAAGUGCUGUACCGCUUGCACCAGCUCCAGGAAGUGCAGCUGUGCCGGCUCCAGGAAGUGCGGUACCACGUGCGCCAGCGGUGCCGUCCGCAGGUGUUUCCGGUGAUGCGGUGCCAGGCGUGCCACCUCGUAAUAGCGAUUUGCCUGUUGCAUCCAGAGACGCGGUGACAAUUGCUGAACUGGCUUCCGACAACAGGCUGCAAACUACUCAAGCCCCCGACGCACCGCGGGUUAAACGAGCAACACCGAUGAGUUGGCCAUACUUGCCCGGCAUCUUGCCACCAUUCGCCAUCUUUACGGCACCGCCGCAGCAGGGCACGCCAUCAAUGCCACCAGGCAUUACCGAUUUCCCGGAAACGAACAUAAAUUUGGGACAGCCGAUUUUACCAUCGGCCCUGAAACCACCAAUCGUUGGUCCAGAACAGCAACCGUUCAAAGGUGUCAUUGGGGGCCCAGCACCGCCACCAAAUCUUGCAGCACUACCGGAAGCCGGGCAACCCAUUCCGGAGAAAGGUGGCAAAAUUUUUAUACCGAUUGGUCCACCCCAGUGA
Gongylonema pulchrum is the source of this 999-nucleotide messenger RNA. The record is from the annotation of a GenBank genome assembly. NCBI's taxonomy places the organism in Eukaryota, Metazoa, Nematoda, Chromadorea, Rhabditida, Gongylonematidae.